CGGCGCCUGUGUGCCUGGCUGGCUCGCCCACAGCCCACUGGAACACGAGCCAGUACGUCCACCUCCGUCGGCCCCCCUUGUCUUUGUCUUCCUCGCCGGUCACCUACAAAUACGCGCCCUCCAAACCGCGGCUCCCCUCACCAGGACACGCCACUCCUCUCAGUCCUUCACCACCACACUCCAAGCUAGCUAGCUGCCGGCCUCCGACGAUGUGCAUGCGCCAGAUCAAGCAGGAGCCGAGCUCCUGCGAGUCGGUGACCUCCUCCGUCGCGUCGACCUCGACGCCGUCCCCGGCGCCGGCGGCCAAGCGCCCCGCGGGGCGGACCAAGUUCCUGGAGACGCGGCACCCGGUGUUCCGCGGCGUGCGCCGGCGCGGCCGCGCGCGGGGGCGGCGGUGCCGCUGGGUCUGCGAGGUCCGCGUGCCGGGCCGCCGCGGCUGCAGGCUCUGGCUCGGCACCUUCGCCGCCGCGGAGGCCGCCGCGCGCGCGCACGACGCCGCCAUGCUCGCGCUCCGCGGGUCCUGCGGCGCCGUCGCCGCGCGCCGCCUCAACUUCGCCGACUCGGCGUGGCUGCUCGACGUGCCGCCGCCCGCCGCGCUCCUGGGCGCCGAGGGCGGCGUCCUCCGCCUCGCCGUGGCGCGGGCCGUGGAGGGGUUGUUCCUACGGACGCGGCCCGCCGCUGAGGACGCCACGUCGGAGCCGCCGCACUUGGCCGACCAUGACGACGCGGACGCGACCUCCGCCAAGAGCGACGACGGAACGGCCUCGCCGUUCGAGAUGGACGACGUGCUCAGCGACAUGGGCGCGGGCCUGUACUUCGCGAGCAUGGCGCAGGGGCUGCUCAUGGACCCGCCGGCGUCGUGCUGCGACGACGUCGACUGCGACGACGCUGCCGUGCCGCUCUGGGCCUACUGAAACCCAAGUCGAAACGUGCGCUGCUUGUACAUUUAUCUGAUCUCGUUCUUUCCUUUUUGGGUUUCAUGUGAAUAUUCCACGAUCCUAAUCAUGUAUGUAUCUGAACAUUCUGUUUAUCCGAACUGAACAGUAAAGCAGCAGCAGAGCACUGUGAUUCUUGAA
Messenger RNA from Panicum virgatum (switchgrass), 1076 nucleotides. Its product is annotated as dehydration-responsive element-binding protein 1I-like. Bases 210 to 914 code for a protein of 234 amino acids. The transcript has a single exon. Lineage: Eukaryota; Viridiplantae; Streptophyta; Magnoliopsida; Poales; Poaceae. The record is from RefSeq and is a predicted model, not a curated record. Gene Ontology annotation, biological process: regulation of DNA-templated transcription. Gene Ontology annotation, molecular function: DNA-binding transcription factor activity; DNA binding.